This is a messenger RNA of Uranotaenia lowii, 3069 nucleotides long. RefSeq lists its product as uncharacterized. The record is from RefSeq and is a predicted model, not a curated record. NCBI's taxonomy places the organism in Eukaryota, Metazoa, Arthropoda, Insecta, Diptera, Culicidae. Gene Ontology annotation, cellular component: nucleus; cytoplasm. The transcript is spliced from 4 exons. The coding region runs from base 299 to 2467 and encodes 722 amino acids. Gene Ontology annotation, molecular function: mRNA binding. Gene Ontology annotation, biological process: negative regulation of translation.
CCGCUUACACCGAUAUGCAAUGGAGAACCAAUCGAAUUUGUUGGGCUGUUUGGCGGCUUUUAUUUGGAGCUUCGUUUUGUUAGUGACAAGUCUGUUAAAUUUUUUCACCUUCUUAAAUCGGAUUAAGAUUUUAUAAAAUUCCAUUUUUAUUACUGAGUGUGUCCUUUUACUUAACGUUUAUUUCUUGGCACUUGUUAAACAAAUUCUUCGUUUAAAAUUGUGCACGAUCAUCGAGUGUCAACAGGAUUAUUUUUUGUGACUAAAUUGUGCUGAAGAAAGAUAGAAAAAUAACGAGAACAUGGUGAAAAUUUUGAGCUCCGGUUCCAGUGAUAUUCUUUCCCCUGAACAAUAUAACGAUUGUUCGAAUUUUAUGCUGAAUCCAGAUGAUCCUCCACUUGAGGAAUUAGACCCAGCCAUCCUCAGCUGUGGCUUACCGGCGAUCAUACUGUCGGAAAUAAAACCGGUUCAAGAAGCUCCCGUUCGAUACACCGCAAGUCAACUUUUGGCCUUUAGAAAUUCGAAACUGUGCUUUCAACGUCCGGCAGCCUUAGAUGAUCCUAAGAUCGGCAAUUACCGCAUCUGGCGAGAGUCGAAUCAAAUCGUUGGCUCUAAUGGAGUAGUCCGGAAUAACAAUAGUGCUGGUACUAGUACGUCUACAAAUAGAGAGGACACCAGAAUCGAGCGUGGUUACAACAGAAAUAAUGUAAACCUUUCGAACUCCAAUCGACAAGACCGGAAACAAUUCCAAGAUCGACCCAAAAAUUUCACCAGCCAUGAAAAUAAUUUCCUUGGACCAAGAUUCCGCCGUAAUUAUGAGUUCAGCAACCGACAGCAGCAUGUGAUCGUAAAGAGCUACCGCGGCGGUUCGGAUAACAACAACCACUUUCAGCAGGAUACGGCCAUCGAGGAGGAACCGGAAUGGGUAACAGCGGGACCAACUUCGCGUUUGGACACGAUCGAACUACGUGGCUUCGAUGAUGACGUGUCCCUGCCCGGGUUGUCGUCUUCGCAAUCGUCGAUGGAAAAGGCUGCCGGCAUUUUGGUCGACGGCAAGGCUGGAUAUCGGAACAACUCUUCCGAGAAGCACAUCUCGUUCUAUGACGAUUUGCAUCAUUACGAGCAUAUGCACAAUAAGCGAGGAAGUGCUGGCAGUAGUAGCGGAGGCAGCAAAUUUAAUGACUCCUCGAGUGGUCGGGACCACGAUGUCGAGAGCGUUGCGACCUCUAAUUCUAGUUCUCCGCCACCGGCCCGAAGCACCCCGACCAAGCCUUCCGAAUAUGGCGCUGGCAGCGGUGCAGAUAACACCGCAGAUGUUAACGUCAACAAUUUCGAGCAAUUUAUGAAGUUCGAUUCGUUCCUUGGUCCUGAAAAUGGUUCCAACAACACACACGUUGGUCAAACAGGAACACGUUUCGUCAAAUCGUUCCGACGUGCAUACAAUUCAGCGCCGAACCAAACUGUACAGGGCAACUAUAACCAGGGCUACGGAGAUCGUCGUCAGUCUUACUAUUCUGGCUACAACAACAAUCAUAACAACUACGAAUUUGGUGGUGGACAAAACUACCGAUAUCAGUAUGAUCGCAACCAGCAGCAGCCCCACCAACAACAACAGCAACGCUUCCAAAGCGGAGGAUCUUUUGGGCAUCAACCUUCCUCGGUCGAUUCGAAUGCUGCCUUCAAUCGUUUGGUCAAUAUGAUGGCUCAAAAUCGCGCAAACAACAACAUCCUCGCACAACAAGAAUACAUUAUGCAAUUGUUGAACAAGAACCAGCAGAGCGAAAUUUUGCGUCGCAUCCUCAUGCAGAACACAGUUCAAAACGUAACCGAUUCCAACACUAACUCGCAUCAGCAACAACAACCGAAGCAGCAGGAACAGCAGCAACAGGAGCAACCAACAUCUCAGGAACAAUCUCAACAACCACGUAUUCCCUCCAGACGCGAGCUGCAGUUCCAUACGGAUUCGAUCAUGCACAACGCUUUGUUGCGCAAGAGACUUCAAGAUCAGCGUAAAAUGCUGGUCGAACAAACGAACCAGAUAGCGGCCGUUGCUGCCGUUGCUGCGGCUGCAAAUAGCGUCGCUGCUGCCGAGGCGGCUAAUCCGAUUGUGCAACAGUUUGUGAAAUCUGUAAGCCCAAACAUGCAACGCAGCCUAUCGGUGUUAUGCCAAACGGCCAACCAGAUCAACAACAACCCGUUUAUCGCUGCAAAUCGCGCUCGGGACGAAAUCCUUUCAGCGGCGGCUAAUCAGAUGAACACCAAUUCUUUUAUCAACACAAAUCGUGAAAUGGGCGAAACCGUUUCGAAAGGUUCACACAAUCCGUCCAUGUUCCCUGGAGGGCAAACGGAGCCCGAGCUUUCUGCCGCGCUACAGAAAAUAUUGCACCAGGAUCCCCAAAAUCGCUUCGACGCCAAUCGGAAGCGUUUUUUUAAACGUCGAUCCGUUACCUGGAACAGUUCGGUUAACUGAACAGUUUCCCCUUUUUCCAUCAAAAAAUGCUGGCAUUUCUUAUCGUUUUGAUUAAUUUCUUUUGGUUCAGUUUCUAGAAGCAAUUUUUGCAGUUACCAUCUACUGGAUAGCUAGUACAUAUUCCACUUGUUUUUUUACAUACACAAAAGUUAGCCUUAUAUAUCUUCAUUAUUUCUCCAAGUUUUUUAUGUGCGUGUUCAAUGUUUUAACAUGAUUCAAAUCAACGGUGUGUUUUGUGAAGCUUCGGUGCCGUUUAUCCCAUCAUUGCAAUCGAGAUUGACCAAAAACGGCGUUUAGCAUUGAUCCAUAUCUAUCGGCUUUAUAUUAGCAUAAAAUUUCAUUAUUUUUCCACACUUUAUUAGGACUAAGACGUUUGUUUGUUAAUUACAAGAACACAGUUCACCCCAUUAGCUUGCUUAAAAAAACGCACAUUUCCCACAUCUUUCCCCACCAGCCAACGCAUGUCAGAUCGUUUCCAUCGCCGGUUUGCUCAGAGGGUGGUUAGGAUUUAGUUGCUUUUUUACCUCAAUAUGAAUUGAAUUAUAGUGGAUUUAUAUUUUUGAUAAACUACAAAUCAUUUAAUAAACAUUGAAUUGUCAAAA